This is a messenger RNA of Iphiclides podalirius (scarce swallowtail), 672 nucleotides long. NCBI's taxonomy places the organism in Eukaryota, Metazoa, Arthropoda, Insecta, Lepidoptera, Papilionidae. The record is from the annotation of a GenBank genome assembly.
AUGAAUGGACUCUUCCUUAACCACUUGAGGCCCGGGCGGCACGUGCCCUGUGCGCAGACGCGGACACGCGCUGGGCACACCACCGCCCUCUGCGGGGCUGGCUCGCCACUCCGCCGGGCUAGGCGCGACGUCUCAGAGGUCACAAGGUCGCUGACGGGUUGCGCUGAAAAUCGCUCACUCUUUCUUAACUUGAUUCUUUGCCGUGUUGUGUCGGCAAAAAGUGCCAGGAUGAAGUACAACAGGCAGGUAACCUCCUCGAGGAGGAAAAAUAGGAAGAGGCAUUUCAGUGCACCUUCACAUAUCAGAAGAGUUCUUAUGUCUUCGCCUCUCUCCAAGGAAUUGAGACAGAAAUUCAAUGUGAAAUCCAUGCCUAUCCGCAAAGAUGACGAAGUUCAGGUUGUGCGGGGUCACUACAAAGGCCAGCAAGUUGGCAAAGUGGUUCAGGUGUACCGUAAGAAGUUUGUUGUCUACAUUGAAAGGAUCCAGCGUGAAAAGGCCAAUGGCGCAAGUGCCUAUGUUGGUAUCCACCCUUCAAAGUGCGUAAUUGUCAAACUAAAAAUGAACAAGGACCGUAAGGCGAUCCUUGACCGCAGAGCGAAGGGCAGACUAGCAGCCCUCGGAAAGGACAAGGGCAAAUACACAGAGGAGACCGCCACCGCAAUGGAGACCUCG